Molecule: messenger RNA, 1833 nt
Organism: Cercospora beticola
Lineage: Eukaryota; Fungi; Ascomycota; Dothideomycetes; Mycosphaerellales; Mycosphaerellaceae
Biological process (GO): metal ion transport; transmembrane transport
Cellular component (GO): membrane
Molecular function (GO): metal ion transmembrane transporter activity
Source: RefSeq, a predicted model, not a curated record
AUGGCUAACGGCGAGACUGGGAUACCGAUGGAGGACCCGGUACUGGCCUCUGGCGCAAAGGAGGAGACUGGAUUUGCAACUGGCAUUGGAAUUGAGCCUAGAGCGGACUCAGGCGGUCAGGACACGGGGUCGACGGAGCAUGAUCUGAAAGCCGAGAAAGAAGCUGCGAGACCUGCUGUGAUGAGAAAACUUCAGCUGUCGCCUACCACGGUAUUACGAAGCAUUCGCUACAUGCGGGCCCAUAUCGCUGGAAUGACGGCCGAUGACUAUACGGGCGGUCAACUUGAGUGCCCUUUUGACGAUAAUGAGCUUCUGGAUAUAGCGAAACCCACCAUGGAGUCACGUAUGCGAGGGGAAAGAGAAUAUUUCGGCAGGCUUCGCCAGGAAUGUAUGAGGCUAUACGGUGACAUUUGGACGACCAAAAUAGCCUUGCCAGAAUCUGCAGCUGAAGGUUAUGAGAAAUGGCUCCAGGCUGGAGAUCCAUUUGCAGCCAUCCAAGAAAAUCGUUACGGCUGGUGGAAGUUCAGACAGCGCCAACAUGAAGAAUAUCGCCCUGGGUGCAAGCUCCAUCGUAGGGCUUAUCCAAUUGGCGAAUCUCAAUUGGCCGAUUGCGGUGUCCUUUUAUUGGACAAUUUAGACUUACGUCAAAUGUGCGAGGUCGGCAACAUCUUUCAUUUGCCUCCAGACUUUCUAGCCGAUCACAUCUGCCCUGGAUUGUAUAGCGAUGACCCGUAUCAGGACCCGUAUCAGUCUCGGGAAGCGUCCACCAAGAGUUUCUUUGCAGCAGGCUUUAGUACCACGCUUUCGCGAUCUGCAAGGAGUACAGUGUUCGAUGUGCGAGGUAGACCACGAAGAACACCAAAGCUUUGCAGCGAAGAAAAUGCAAUUUGGCUUUCUGGCUUACUGAUGGGAGAUUCGUUCGUUGUCAUUGCGGUGAAUGGCUUAAAGAUCGAGACGCCUCCUGCUGGUUUUCCAAAUCAUCUGAUCCUUCCCACGCCCGGGAAUAUCGACAUGAUGCGUGAGGUCAAUGUCUUUCUCGCAGAAAAGUGGAAUUUUGAAAAGUUGUGUGAGCUUUGGCAAUGCUGCGAGGAAUCUGGUUAUGGUUUAAAUGUGUUCCUAUGGCAGUGGGCUGUGUGGCUGUAUGAGCGUGAAAUUAGGAACAUUGCUCUUGACCUUCAGCGAAUAGAUUAUGAAUGCGUCACGCUUUCGACAAGUGAAGCCUUGGAUCGUGUCAAAGCUGGCAGAGCACGCGUCGCCGAACUCCGGAAGCAUCUCGCGCAGACAAGGCGGGCAGUCUCGGAUAUGUUUUUGGAAGAGGCCUACACAAAUGCUAGGAAACAUCAGAAGGACUUGGGCCGUGGUAGCGAGAGCGAACACGAGAGCAGUGUGCAACAUGCGUUGGAAAGCGUCAGUCUGACAUCCCGUCAACAAGCUGCAUCUUCACCGGAUAAAGAGCAUGCUUGGCUCGACAAGCAAGCUGCAGAUCUGAUGCCGCGAUUGAACGAGAACCUCCAAGUUAUUAUAGCUACGCUUAACGUGGAGCAAUCUCAAGUUGCCUUGAAAGACGCCGAAGUCAGCAGGCGAAACGGUGAGAGAUCAACGCAACUGACCCUCCUCGCGGCCAUAUAUCUCCCUCUGACUUUGGCGACUGGCAUCUUUGGAAUGAACAUUAAGGACGUGAACGGGGACGAGGUACGAUACUGGUGGCCAAUCAUAUUAGCCAUCGUACUGAUGAUCCCUUCUGCUGUUGUCAUUGCCUAUAUCUUUUGGAGAAGCAGGCAGGACAGGAGAAGGGAGAGGGAGAGGCUGGAUAAGGGGGAGAAGGAGGCUUAG